UUGAAUUCACAAAAGCCUCUUACUCUCACUUUCCGUGACCCAAAGCAAAAUGCUGCAGAUGCAUCUCUGCCUCUGAAUAUAUAUAAAUAUAUUUUCACUGCUAUGCCGAAAAACCUUUGAUCCCACCAGCCACCACUCUCUCUCUCCGAUGGCCACUGUUACUUCUUCUUUCUCUUUCUCCACUCUCACUCAAUCUUCUUCGCCGAGGAACCUCUCCACACUCUCUUCCAAUUCACCAACUUUUCGCAUCCGCGUUGGUUUCUCCUGUCACUAUGUUGGAGUUCGAGCUUCCAAUUCCGCUUCCAAAAUAGUCGUUCGAUGCUCCUCUGCCGUCGCAGAACCUCCAACUGUUUCUGAGACAAAGUUAAAUUUUCUCAAGGCAUAUAAGCGGCCAAUUCCUAGUAUCUACAACACCGUGCUGCAGGAGCUCAUUGUCCAGCAACAUUUAAUGAGAUACAAGAGAUCGUAUCGCUAUGACGCCGUAUUUGCCCUUGGCUUUGUCACUGUAUAUGAGCAACUCAUGGAAGGGUAUCCAAGUGAUGAGGACCGAGAUGCCAUCUUCCAAGCAUACAUUCAGGCAUUGAAAGAAGAUCCUGAACAAUACAGAGUAGAUGCAAAGAAAUUGGAAGAGUGGGCUCGGGCCCAAAACCCCACUUCACUAGUAGAUUUUUCAUCUAGAGAAGGAGAAGUUGAGGGUAUAUUAAAGGAUAUCGCAGAAAGAGCAGGAGGAAAGGGGGAUUUCAGUUAUAGUCGUUUCUUUGCAAUAGGCCUCUUUCGUCUUCUUGAGUUAGCAAAUGCAAUGGAACCAACAAUUUUGGAAAAGCUCUGUGCAGUUUUGAAUGUCGACAAAAGAAGUGUGGAUCGGGACUUGGAUGUCUAUCGUAACUUGCUUUCUAAGUUGGUCCAAGCUAAAGAGCUUCUAAAGGAAUAUGUUGACAGGGAGAAGAAGAAAAGAGAAGAAAGGGCUGAACCACAAAAGUCUAAUGAGGCCAUUACACAACAACAGCAAUUUUCUAGCCUUUAGUUAUGGGGUUCCUCUGAAAUGAUCACCUUGUGAAGAUUUGGUAUUCUUGACUUGCUUUUUUUUUUUUUUCCGUCUGUUGGUCUGGGGCAUUCGUAAUCAGAGUGGGGCACUUCUAUCAUCAUGGUUUUACCUACUGUAUUUGGUGUAUCUUCUUUCAUGGUGAUCCAUCCAUCAAAGUCCUGCUUUAUGCUCAACCUCAAUUUACCUGUCUUACACAGUCGUGUAAUCUUUUCAUACAUGUAUUUUUUUUUCCACCACACAGUCGCAGAUGUAUUUUGUAGUUCUCAAGUACAUGCCUGCACAUGUUCUGGUAAUUGAAAUUCUUCAUAUUUCAGCAUCUCGCAUUUUCUGGGGUGGAUGUUUAGUUCACAUCCAUGUACAAAAUAAGGUUUCACAACCAGAAUAACAGUACGCAAAAUAUGCAUUUUAGAUUCAUGAA
This is a messenger RNA of Glycine soja, 1463 nucleotides long. Its product is annotated as protein THYLAKOID FORMATION1, chloroplastic-like. Gene Ontology annotation, biological process: thylakoid membrane organization; photosystem II assembly; protein import into chloroplast stroma. The record is from RefSeq and is a predicted model, not a curated record. The coding region runs from base 149 to 1024 and encodes 291 amino acids. The transcript is spliced from 5 exons. Gene Ontology annotation, cellular component: chloroplast thylakoid. NCBI's taxonomy places the organism in Eukaryota, Viridiplantae, Streptophyta, Magnoliopsida, Fabales, Fabaceae.